AUGAAUGAUUUUAUCAAUGUAGAGAAUGGUGAUAAGGUUGAUGAGGGGCAUGAUAACUCUUUUAGCAUGGAUAAUACAUCUAUUAAUGGUGUUAGAGGGGCUAGAGUUGUUGAUAGAAAAGGAAGAUUUUUUCAAACAAAUAAUAAAAGAAAAGGCGAUGGAGUUGUGGAUGGGAGGUCUUGUAUGCCAAAUGUUGCUCUCACGAGAGGUGUCGCUAAAAAUAAAUGUAAUUUGAUGAUGCCUUCUACGAUUAUGGAGAACAGUUGUGAGCUGCAUACUGAUUCGCCUCAAUUAGUAGAUAAUGUGGAUGGGGAGGGGGUAGCCGAAUCACCAUCACAACCUCCUAGUUUUAGACGAGAUCAAUCUUCUACGUCUCACAGAUCUUCCAAGAUCCUUAAAAAGAAAGUCUCGGUUGUUUUUGAUGAUAUAGAAGAUGUGUUGAAGCAAUAUUUUGAAAUGGGUGGCCUUCUCGGGGAGGCGAGUGAAAGGUUUGGUUCUGUUUUUUGCUCUACUUCUUCUCAGUACUUUAACGAGUUCAUUAAAGAUGUUGGUCUUAUUGAUGUGCCUAUGGUUGGAAAACGGUUUACUAGAGUUGAUGCCAUAGGUGCUAAACUUAGUAAGCUUGAUCGGUUCUUGGUCUCGGAUGCAGUUUAUGAUUGUUUUGAUCAUCUUCAGGUCUCGGUGUUGGAUAGGAAAUGGUCGGAUCAUUGUCCUAUCUUGCUUCACUAUAAUAUGGUUGAUUUUGGGCCUUCUCCUUUUAAAUUCUUCAAUUCUUGGCUUUCUUUGGAGGUUUUUGCAGAUGUUGUUAAAGGAGUUGUGGCUGAUUUUACUAAGUCGGAUGCGUAUGUUUCUUCAAAUCAAUUGUUGGAGCGAUUGGUAGAGAUUGAUAAUUUUAUCGAUGAUGGAGAAGCAAGUGAUGACCUAAUUCGGGAAAGAAGAGGAAUUCUUGGAGAUUUGUCGAAUUUGGAAAAAGUUAGAUCUCUGGAUGUUGCUCACAAGGUUAAAUCUACUUGGGCGGUGGAGGGAGAUGAGAAUUCUGCGUUCUUUCAUGCAUUAUUGAAAAAACGUAGAAGUUUCGAUCGUCGAAGACCUAGAUUCAAGUCUUUGGAUCUGAGGGUUGCUUCUUCUAUUGAGGUGGGGUUCACGGCUGAAGAGAUUAAAAAUGCAGUUUGGGAUUGUGGUGUUGAUCGUGCCCCUGGUCUGGAUGGAUUUACUUUUCGUUUUCUCAGAUAUUUUUGGGAGAUCCUUGCUGAUGAUGUUAUUGCUUUUGUGCAAGAGUUUUUUUUCCAAACCGGUCUUUCCGAAGGGGUGUUGGCCCCUGUUCUUCAUGAUAUUAUUGGGUCUGAGCAAUCGGCUUUUCUCCAGUCCCGUCAAAUUCUUGAUGGCCCAUUGAUGGUUAAUGAGAUUGUUAGGUGGUUCAAAAAGAAAAAGAAAAAGCUUAUGAUGUUUAAAGUUGAUUUUGAAAAAGCUUAUGAUUCUGUGAGCUGGGAGUAUUUGGAUAAGGUCAUGGGGUUUCUCGGUUUUGGUGAGAAAUGGAGAGCCUGGAUUCGUGGCUUGUGCUCUAAUGCUAGAUCUUCGGUGUUGAUUAAUGGGAGCCCUACUGAUGAGUUUCAGCUUUUCAGAGAUCUCAGACAAGGAGAUCCCAUUUCUCCUUUUUUAUUCAUUAUAGCUAUGGAAGGGCUUCAUAUUUUAGAGGAUGCGGUUGCUGAAGGGGUGUUUCGGGGUGCUCCAUUGGGUUCGGAUGAGGUCCGUAUUUCUCAUUUGUUUUAUGCAGAUGACGCAAUUUUUCUAGGGGAGUGGGAUGUCUCUAAUAUCCAGAACUUGAUUCGUAUUCUGAGGUGUUUUUAUUUGGUGUCGGGCCUAAAACUCAAUCUCAUUAAAUCAAAUCUUUAUUGGGUAGGGGUUAACCAGGUGGAGAUUGCUUCUUUAGCUUCUUUUACCGGAUGUUCGGAUGGAACUCUUCCCUUUGUUUAUCUUGGUAUUCCGAUUGGAGAAUCUAUGGUUCGUCUUAAAGGUUGGCAGAUUAUUAUAGACUGUUUUAAGAAGAGAUUAUCUUCUUGGAAGGUCAAGUUGUUGUCCAUUGGAGGUCGUCUGACCCUUAUUAAUUCGGUUCUAGGGAGUUUGGGUAUUUACUUAUUCUCUUUGUUUCGUCUUCCAGUGAUUGUAUGUCACUCUCUAGAGGUUCUGCGGGCUCGGUUUUUUUGGGUAGUGGAUGAGGGUCAACAUCGUAUUCAUUGGGUGAAUUGGAAGUUGAUUUUGAACUCAUAUGCUCAUGAAGGUCUUGGGUUUGGUAGUUUGGAUGCUUUUAACCUCGGUCUUCUUGAGCUCUUUGGUUUAAAAUUGUUAAAUUUUAUCAUGGGGAAGGUGGUGAGUGGUGGGGAAUGGGACUCAAACGAGGUUCUGGAAGGGUAUUUGGUGCUUGGAUAUUCCUCUCAGGGAACAGUUCAGGAGGCUUUUGCUUUGGUCGUUAAUCAAGAUGCUCGGUGUUCGGUUGCUGAUCAGGUUUGGAGUCAGGUUGGGCAUUGGCUUCAUUUGGACCUUCCUGUUUUUUCAUCUAUCUGUGAUGUGAUGGAUUGGGUGGAUUCUAGACCGACGAUUCAUAUGGAACGCCCGAUUGUUAAGUUGGUGUUCAUGGUGGUCAUAUGA
Lactuca sativa (garden lettuce) is the source of this 2646-nucleotide messenger RNA. RefSeq lists its product as uncharacterized. Lineage: Eukaryota; Viridiplantae; Streptophyta; Magnoliopsida; Asterales; Asteraceae. The record is from RefSeq and is a predicted model, not a curated record.